Molecule: messenger RNA, 2089 nt
Organism: Haliotis rufescens (red abalone)
Lineage: Eukaryota; Metazoa; Mollusca; Gastropoda; Lepetellida; Haliotidae
Product: collagen alpha-3(IX) chain-like
Exons: 6
Coding region: 210-1772 (520 amino acids)
Source: RefSeq, a predicted model, not a curated record
GAGUUCAGGAAACAGGAAGUCUUGCUGCUGAUUGAUCGGGCGGGUGGGGUGUAAUUAAUUUAAGGGAAGUGAUCACGAGACGUUACACCACCCCCGGGGCAGACAUUAAGACAUGAGUACCCCUCGGGGAAACUCGAGAGGGACAUGAAAUAAAAUAAAUCUCCGACAACUCCGGCAGGGAUCUUCACUCUGGAUACCCAACUCUCAAGAUGAAACUAGUAACGGGAUUAACUCUCUGCCUGCUGCUGGCGACGGCCGCCGCCAGACCGUCCCGGGAAAAGAGGCAGCUGGCCAAAGAGAGCCCGUUUGUUGCCAGGAACCACAAUGCUGAGACAACAGACGCCCCACAGACACCUGAUUCAUCCGCACCGAAGGUUCCUGCCAAGGAAGUUGUUCCUGGUCCGUUUGCCAUGGGUGGUGCCCCAAUGGGCUUUGGCAUGGGGAUGCCAGUGAUGGGUGGUGCUCAGCGUCCCGGGAUGCUGGAGGGAGGGUCCCCCAUGGGGGAAGGUAUGCCAGGACCACCCCAGGGAAAUUUGUUUGGUGGGCCUCUGGGAAUGUCAGGUGGGCCUCCGAUGGGAGCAAUGCCACCCCGGGGAACUGACCAGAACGGAACUGAGAAUGGACUGCCGCCAUCUUUGUUUGGAGAGCCAAUUCAAAUGCCACAAGGAAUGCAUAUGAUGCAAGGCCAUGGUAUGCCCCCUUCAAUGAUGGCCCAAGGAAUGCAAGACAUGCCUCCUUCGAUGAUGGUCCAAGGAAUGCAAGGCCAUGGUAUGCCCCCUUCAAUGAUGGCCCAAGGAAUGCAAGGCCAUGGUAUGCCCCGCUCUAUGAUGGCCCAAGGAAUGCAAGGCCAUGGUAUGCCUCCUUCAAUGAUGGCCCAAGGAAUGCAAGGCCAUGGUAUGCCCCCUUCAAUGAUGGCCCAAGGAAUACAAGGUAUGCCCCCUUCAAUGAUGGCCCAAGGAAUGCAAGGCCAUGGUAUGCCCCCUUCAAUGAUGGCCCAAGGAAUACAAGGUAUGCCCCCUUCAAUGAUGGCCCAAGGAAUGCAAGGCCAUGGUAUGCCCCCUUCAAUGAUGGCCCAAGGAAUGCAAGGUAUGCCCCCUUCAAUGAUGGCCCAAGGAAUGCAAGGUAUGUCCUCUCCUAUGAUGGCCCAAGGAAUGCAAGCACAGGCCAUGCCUACGAGAAUGCCCGGACAACAACGUAUGCCCGGUGUGCGAGGGGACAUGUCUCCUAUGAUGUUGCGUGCGCUGGCCAGACAAAGAGCCAGUCGCAUGAUGGCAUCUGGUAUGCCUCCUAUGAUGCGUCCUGGUAUGCCUCAUGCUGCGUCAGCUGAAGACAAGGAAGGGAAGAAAGACCUGAAGACCCCACCCUCGGGGGUGCCACCCAUGAUGGCAAUGCGUGGUCAGCCUAGGCCCCGGGCGAUGCACCGGAUGCAAGGUCACGCCGACCCCCAGCUCACUGUGGAGAAAUUGCUGGACUUCGAGAGUCAGAUUGACGAUAUCAGAAAGGCCGUCCUCGGCAGCUUCUACACGGACCUGCUCCAGUUCCGUGCUAUCUCCAAGGUAUACCGCCUGAAGAUGAUGUCCAAGCUCGCCCUGGUCAAGGAGCUGGAGAGUAGGAUCGCCAUGCCCGUGAGGAACAUCAUGGCCGUGAAGAGUACCGAGGUCCACAUGCCAGGGCAACCCCGUCACCAGCCACUGUUGCCAUGGCAACCCCAUACGAUGGAAGGCAUCACAGUGGAGGGCCCGGGGAUGCCGCAUGCCCAAAGACCUUUCUAGAAAACACUCAGCUAUGGAUUAACAUGCUUCUAAUCUCGAAUCUUGUUGUUUCGAAAUGAACGUUCGGUCCUGCUUAAAUCUAUGUUUGCUCUAUGUGGAAAGGCUGGAAUGGACUUCCUUGUAUCACUGCGGGGCCGACCAGAGAUGCUGCUACACCACAGCUGUUGUUACUGUCAAGCUUCUCCGACAUUUUAUUUAAAAAACGCGCACAAGUAUCCAACUAAUUAUUUCUGAAACAGCAUUUUUAUAUAUUAAAUAUUGCCUCCUCUGUGUAAAGUAUCAUGUCAUUUCGAGAUAUUAAAACAAGUGAACGUCCA